GCCAUUGUGAUUUGUUCCUGCCCAACCUUAACUGAGCAAUUAACCUUGUGAAAUUCCUUCUCCUGGCUCAAAACCUCCCCCACUGAGCACCUUGUCACCCGCGCCCCUGCCGGUAAGAGAAAACCCCCUUUGAUUGUAAUUUUCCACUACCCACCCAAAUCCUAUAAAAUGGCCCCACACCUAUCUCCCUUCACUGACUCCUUUUUCAGACUCAGCCCACCUGCACCCAGGUGAAAUAAACAGCUUUGUUGCUCACACGAAGCCUGUUUGGUGGACUCUCUUCACACGGACGCGUGUGACAUUUGGUGCCGAAACCCGGGACAGGAGAACUCCUUUGGGAGACCAGUCCCCUGUCCUUGCCCUCACUCUGUGAGGACAUCCACCUAUGACCUUGGGUCCUCAGACCAACCAGCCCAAGGAACAUCUCACCAGUUUCAAAUCAGGUAAGCAGUCUUUUCACUCUCUUCUCCAGCCUCUCUUGCUACCCUUCAUCUCCCUGUCCUUCCAAUUCCACUUCUUUUUCCUCUCUAGUAGAGACAAAGGAGACACAUUUUAUCCAUGGACCCAAAACUCCAGCGCCGAUCACAGACUCGGGAAGACAGUCUUCCCUUGGUAUUUAAUCACUGUGGGGAUGCCUGCCUGAUUAUUCACCCAUGCUCCACUGGUGUCUGAUCACCGUGGGGACGCCUGCCUUGGUCACUCACCCACAUUCCCUUGGUGGCAAAUCAACUGCAGGGACGCCUGCUUUGGCUCCUCACCUACCCCCUUCUCCAUGUCUCUACCUUUCUCUAAACUUACCUCCUUCACUAUGGGCAACCUUCCACCCUCCAUUCCCCCUUCUUCACCCUUAACCUGUGUUCUUAAAAACCUAAAACCUCUUCAACUCACACCUGACCUAAAACCUAAAUGCUUAUUUUCUUCUGCAACACCACUUAGCCCCAAUACAAACUUGAUAAUGGCUCUAAAUGGCCAGAAAAUGGUACUUUCAAUUUCUCCAUCCUACAAGAUCUAGAUAAUUUUUAUCAAAAAAUGGGCAAAUGGUCUGAGAUGCCUGAUGUCCAGGCAUUCUUUUCCACGUUGGUCCCUCCCUAGUCUCUGCUCCCAAUGUGACUCAUCCCAAAUCUUUCUUCUUUCUCUCCUGUCUGUUCCUUCAGUCUCCACCCCAAGCUCUGAGUCCUCUGAAUCCUCCUUUUCUACAGACCCAUCUGACCUUCUCCCCAGGCUGCUCCGAGCCAGGCUGAGCCACAUCCCAAUUCUUCCUCAGCCUUUGCUCCCCGACCCUAUAAUCCUUUUAUCACCUCCCUUCCUCACACCCAGUCCGGCUUACAGUUUCGUUCCGUGAUUAGCCCUCCCCCACCUGCCCAACAAUUUCCUCUUAAAGAGGUGGCUGGAGCUGAAGGCAUAGUCAAGGUUAAUGCUCCUUUUUCUUUAUCCGACCUCUCCCAAAUCAGCAUUUAGGCUCUUUUUCAUCAAAUAUAAAAACCCAGCCCAGUUCAUGGCCCUUUUGGCAACAACCCUUAGAUGCUUUACAGCUGUAGACCCUGAAGGGUCAGAAGGCCGUCUUAUUCUCAAUAUGCAUUUUAUUACCCAGUCUGCUCCCAACAUUAAAUAAAGCUCCAAAAAUUAAAUUCCGGCCCUCAAACCCCACAACAGGACUUAAUUAACCUCACCUUCAAGGUGUACAAUAAUAGACUAAAGGCAGCCAAGUAGCAACGUAUUUGAGAUGCAAUUCCUUGCCUCCACUGUGAGAGAAACCCCAGCCACGUCUCCAGCACACAAGAACUUAAAAAUGCCUGAACCGCAGUGGCCAGGCAUUCCUCCAGGACCACCUCCCCCAGGAUCUUGCUUCAAGUGCUGGAAAUCUGGCCAUUGGGACAAGGAAUGCCUGCAGCCUGGGAUUCCUCCUAAGCCAUGUCCCAUCUGUGCAGGACACCGCUGGAAAUCAGAUUGUACAACUCACCCAGCAGCCACUCCCAGAGUCCCUGGAACUCUGGUCCAAGGCUCUCUGACUCCUUCCCAGAUCUUCUCGACUGAAGACUGAUGCUGCCCGAUUGCCUCAGAAGCCCCCCGGACAAUCACGGACACCGAACUUCAGAUACAUCCUGAGAAGGAUCCUACCCAGUCAUUUUAUCUACCCCAACUGCGGUUAAAGUGGCUGGAGUUGAGUCAUGGAUACAUCACACUCGAGUCAAACCCUGGAUACAGCCAAAGGAACCUGAAAAUCCAGGAGACAACGCUAGCUAUUCCUGUGAACCUCUAGAGGAUUUGCGCCUGCUCUUCAAACGACAACCAGGAGGAAAGUAACUAAAAUCGUAAAUCCCCAUGGCCCUCCCUUAUCAUAUUUUUCUCUUUACUGUUCUCUUACCCCCUUUCACUCUCACUGCACCCCCUCCAUGCCGCUGUACGACCAGUAGCUCCCCUUACCAAGAGUUUCUAUGGAGAAUGCAGCGUCCUGGAAAUAUUGAUGCCCCAUCGUAUAGGAGUUUAUCUAAGGGAACCCCCACCUUCACUGCCCACACCCAUACGCCCCGCAACUGUUAUAAUGCUGCCACUCUUUGCAUGCAAUCAAAUACUCACUAUUGGACAGGAAAAAUGAUUAAUCCUAGUUGUCCUGGAGGACUUGGAGCCACUGUCUGUUGGACUUACUUCACCCAUACCAGUAUGUCUGAUGGGAGUGGAGUUCAAGAUCAGGCAAGAGAGAAACACAUAGAAGAAGUAAUCUCCCAACUGACCCGGGUACAUAGCACCUCUAGCCCCUACAGAGGACUAGAUCUCUCAAAACUACAUGAAACCCUCCGUAUCCAUACUCGCCUGGUAAGCCUAUUUAAUACCACCCUCCUUGGGCUCCAUGAGGUCUCGGCCCAAAACCCUACCAACUGUUGGAUGUGCCUCCCCCUGCACUUCAGGCCAUACAUUUCAAUCCCUGUACCUGAACAAUGGAACAACUUCAGCACAGAAAUAAACACCACUUCUGUUUUAGUAGGACCUCUUGUUUCCAACCUGGAAAUAACCCGUACCUCAAACCUCACCUGUGUAAAUUUUAGCAGUACUAUAGACACAACCAACUCCCAAUGCAUCAGGUGGGUAACUCCUCCCACACGAAUAGUCUGCCUACCCUCAGGAAUAUUUUUUGUCUGUGGUACCUCAGCCUAUCAUUGUUUGAAUGGCUCUUCAGAAUCUAUGUGCUUCCUCUCAUUCUUAGUGCCACCUAUGACCAUCUACACUGAACAAGAUUUAUACAAUUAUGUCAUACAUAAGCCCCGCAACAAGAGAGUACCCAUUCUUCCUUUUGUUAUCAGAGCAGGAGUGCUAGGUGGACUAGGUACUGGCAUUGGCGGUAUCACAACCUCUACUCAGUUCUACUACAAACUAUCUCAAGAACUAAAUGGUGACAUGGAACGGGUUGCCGACUCCCUGGUCACCUUGCAAGAUCAACUUAACUCCCUAGCAGCAGUAGUCCUUCAAAAUCAAAGAGCUUUAGACUUGCUAACUGCCGAAAGAGGGGGAACCUGUUUAUUUUUAGGGGAAGAAUGCUGUUAUUAUGUUAAUCAAUCUGGAAUCAUCAGUGAGAAAGUUAAAGAAAUUAAAGAUCGAAUACAACGUAGAGCAAAGGAGCUUCAAAACACUGGACCCUGGGGCCUCCUCAAUCAAUGGAUACCCCGGAUUCUCCCCUUCUUAGGACUUCUAGCAGCUAUAAUAUUGCUACUCCUCUUUGGACCCUGUAUCUUUAACCUCCUUGUUAAGUUUGUCUCUUCUAGAAUCAAAGCUAUAAAACUACAAAUGGAGCCCCAGAUGCAGUCCAUGACUUAAGUUCUACCGCAGACCCCUGGACCGGCCUGCUAGCCCAUGAUCCGAUGUUAAUGACAUCAAAGGCACCCCUCCUGAGGAAAUCUCAACUGCACAACCCCUACUACGCCCCAAUUCAGCAGGAAGCAGUUAG
Molecule: messenger RNA, 3940 nt
Organism: Macaca mulatta (Rhesus monkey)
Lineage: Eukaryota; Metazoa; Chordata; Mammalia; Primates; Cercopithecidae
Source: RefSeq, a predicted model, not a curated record